Peromyscus leucopus (white-footed mouse) is the source of this 443-nucleotide messenger RNA. Its product is annotated as signal transducer CD24-like. Lineage: Eukaryota; Metazoa; Chordata; Mammalia; Rodentia; Cricetidae. Gene Ontology annotation, cellular component: external side of plasma membrane. The coding region runs from base 2 to 232 and encodes 76 amino acids. The record is from RefSeq and is a predicted model, not a curated record. The transcript has a single exon. Gene Ontology annotation, biological process: cell adhesion.
CAUGGGCAGAGCGAUGGUGGCCAGACUGGGGCUGGGGUUGCUGCUUCUGGCACUGCUCCUACCCACGCAGAUCUAUUGCAACCAAACAUCUGUUGCACCGCUUUUAGGUAACCAGACUGUCUCUACUGCCCCAAAUCCAACUAAUGCCACCACCAAAGCAGGUGGCAGUGCCCUGCAGUCAAAGGCGGGUCUCCUCGUGGUCUCACUUUCUCUUCUACAUCUCUGCUGUUAGAGACUUGGGCCAAGAAACAUCUCUACUUCCCCAUCUUCUAGACCUACCCCAAUGGUAACCACAAGUCCAGUGUGACCCGGAAGAAACAGGUCCACAUCAAAUCUGCUAUUACCACCCCUCAACAGAAAACCUUGAGAAUUCAUGUGAAGGAUGUGACAGACGGUGAAUGCCAAUAUUGAAUCUGCUAGAGUUUUAUGUUCAAGAUGAAGAG